CGACCAAGAUGGAAACAUGGUGGAGGUACUUCGUAGCUUUCCACGUGACCAAACAAUCUGUUUUUCAUUGCUCUUUAAGAUAUUUGAAAUGUCCUGAAGGAGGGUAAAAUAAUGGGCAAGAUAUGCCUCUCCAUGAAAUCAAAGUAUGGUUUAUUUUAACCAGCGCCGAAAGAAUGUUUGGCUGAAAUAUGCAGGGUUGAUCAGCCAUAUUUUGGUAAUGUUUAUUUUCGGCGGAGUUGUUGAUAACAAAUUUGGAGUACAAGCUGAACAUGGAGAUCUUGGCACAGUAUCGUUUCACUUGCGUAGGAAAACAAAAAUGCAUGGACACACUCAUAAACAUUCAAGAUACCACAACAGAAGUCAUUUCCAAAGCAGUUUUGGUCGGAGUAAAGAUGGCUACUCGUUGAGAAGUACAUCGUAUGCAUAUGUAAUAGAAAUGAAUAUUGGUACUCCUCCUCAAAAGCUUGAAUUUCUGAUAGACACUGGGUCAGCAAAUAUGGCAAUAGCAGGUCCACAGUGCAAAGAUCAACAUGGAAGCAAAUGCAAGAUUGAUAAUUAUUAUUAUCCCUCAAAGUCAUCCACAGCUGCUCCUUUAAAUAAACCAGUAGAGACAGAGUAUGGGAAAGGUGCAUGGUCAGGAGUCGUUUUUAGAGAUGUGAUAUCAUUUCCAGGAGGUCCAACAACAAUUGCAGAAUUCGCUGUUAUAAAUCAAGAAAAAGAGUUUUUUCUUAAAAAUUCAGUAAAUGAAGGAAUAUUGGGACUGGCAUACAGAACAUUGUCUGCUGAUAACGUAAAGCCACUUUAUGACCAGCUUGUUGCAGACAAAAAAGUUCCAAAUGUUUUUUCAAUGGCGCUGUGCAAUGGGAAUGGUAGAUUAUGGCUUGAUGAACCAGAACCUGAGUCCUACUUAAAACCAGUUCACUGGACCAGAGUGAUUCACCAAGCCUGGUACACUGUACGGAUGACAGGAAUUGAUGUUGCUGGUCAUAGCCUUGGGUUAUCUCCCUACAGUUAUCCCCCGGCUAUUGUUGAUAGUGGGACGACUGACAUUCUGCUUGAGCCAGAAAUCUAUAUAGCAGUGAUUGCAAUGCUCAAAAAGCAUGGUCCUCCAGUCGAUAUUCGUUUUUGGAAUAAUUAUUGUGUUGAAACAGAUCCAUUUAAAUGGCCAUAUUUAACAAUAUAUUUGAAAGAUACCAAUGGUGGCUCAUUCGCUCUUACGAUUUUGGGAAAACAUUAUGUACGAAAGCAAGAUCAGUUUUACUGCUUAAGUAUUGGUGCCAAGCAGUUUGGUGCUGUUCUAGGAGAAGUUGUCAUGGAAGGCAAUGUCGUUAUAUUUGAUCGUGGCAAUCACAGAGUCGGUUUCGCAUCCAGUAAUCUCACUGAUCCAGAAACUGGAAGACCGUGCGGUAAUCCCAUAACGCUGAAUACUACAGUUGCAGGGCGACUGUAUGACUUCUGCCACGCCCCAUUUUUACCAAGGGUUUCAUGCCACAGAGAUUGCAAUUCAUGCACAAAGCACGGUGGGGCCUGGUGCUCUCAUGGCAAAAUCAGUAUUUGGAUUAAUGGUGUAAGACAAAACCUCGAUGGUUCAAAAGGAUAUUGUUGGAUUGGAAGCGUGUUUGCAUUCGAAGUGCCCAAAUUCCAAACAUAUUUGGAUGGCCACGGUAGCGUCGAAUUUGAGCUACAAUGCCAUGCAAUAAUGCCUAUGUAUCGUCAGUGUAUAAUUGGUGGAGAGUGGCUAUUUGCAAUUAUCAUAUUGCUGCUGUUUGGAUCCGCAAUAUUCUGCAUGUGCUUAUGCUGCAGACGUGUUUAUGAAGCUGACACAAGGGAACCGUAUCCUUUGUUCUAUGAUGGUCAACGAGAACUGUAUCCAGUAUAUGAUCAAAGACGGUUUCCUGCUGAACAGGAAAGACGAGUGCAUCCAUUUAGAUGAUCAAAGUAAGACAUUUGUUAUUCUAAAAGUGUAUGUAUUUUAUAUCAUCCUAUUACAGAUAAAAAAAAUUAAAAGACAUUGAGUCAAGGCUUUGCUGUAAUGAUACUUGUGGGCCCAAGACAGGUCAUACAAGAUUAUCUUAUUCUGGUUCUGAAAACUGGUUUUGUCAAUAAAAAUUUUCUAAAUUUUGCUUUCCAAGAUCACAUGAAGUUAAAGUGUUUGAAUCAAACAAAGUGAUCACAUGAAACCAAAGUAAUCACACUAAAGAAGAUGACCCAGACCCCCCUCCCCCCCAACAAUGGAAGCCUCUACUCACAAUAACUCAAUGCCUGCAAUAUACUAACCAAAAAGGUGUUUAAUUGUAAAUCUAAGACAAGUUCAUAUUUCAAAGAAAUUGGAUGAAGGAUAAAAUAGUAUCUAAAAUGUAAAACGUCAUUACACGAUGUAUAUUAUUUUAAAUACCAUAUAUUGAAUUAGUUGCUUUAUCUAACACUUGUAUCACAAAGAUAUUUAACUGCUAAAGGAGAUCUAGCUCUAGUAAAUAACCAAACAUUAACAUGUUGGAAAUACUAUGAGAUCAGAGAUCUGGGAACACUUUUUAAAAAUUGCCAAUGCUUCAAACAUUAAGGCAGCUUAAAGGAAGAACUGUCUAUAUGCUAAGCACAGGGUAGGACAAUGCUUGGUAGGGUUGAGGUUAACCUACUUAAAAUUAAAAUGGUUGUUCGAACUGUGUAUUAAUAGAUCAUGAAAACAAAUUAAUGUUGGGUAUAAUUAUAAACAAAUUUAUUUCUGAUAAGACACAAAAAGCAGCUUUAGUUUUUUCUAGUUUGUUUUUGUCUGUAUGUAUGAAGUAUGAAGUGGUUGGCAUAACCUGGCCAUUUUAGAGCAACACUCCUCAAAUCAAUAAAAGUUGACUCUAACAGAGCAAAUGCUGGGAAUACUCUAACAUAAAGUUAAUUGUGUUGAAAAAGUACUCAUGACAUUUGACUACAGUAAGGCAAAUAAUCACAAAAUAACCAAUAUAUCACUACUUGGUCAUAAAUAUUCAAACAUGUGUGCAAUUGUAUGUACAAUUCAUUUAAGAUAAUUUGAAGUAGACAUCAUUAGUGUUAAGAGUAGCUAAAGACAUGUCACUUUCUAGGUUAUGUUAAUAAUAAUCAGUAAAAAAAUUUACCACGAUUGACAUAAGUGCAAAUAGUUACAAUUGACACAAUUUGACACAUUCCUAGCCAUUUAUGAACAUCUAAUCCAGUUGUUGUUAGCUUGUCUCAACUGUAAAGAAACAGACAGGAAAGGCUUUAAAUAACUGCAAUAUUUGAAAGUUUUGGUGCUUUAGUUUAUAAAAUGGCCCCUACGAAGCCUGCUAUGUGGGCAGCCAGUAGUCCUACGUUAGGGUACUUAGAUUAGCCUUUGAAAAGACAAGAGGUGCAUUAACCAAACACUUCCAUGGUAUUUACUAAUAUGACACUUUAAUAAAACAUCAUAUAUAAGUAUUUACCUGUUUCUCUGUAACUUGAUAAUUUCCUGCGGCGCUUAUGAAUGGGCUUCCCUGAGAAACUAGAGCCAUGGAGCAAUUCACAACGCUUUUCAAAAGCUUGAACCAUCUUCUUCACAACCUCAUCAAAGAACAUUGUAGAAAGAUGAGAGUGGAGAGCUGACUUGAAUUCGAAAGCAAUCUGGAUGAAAUAUAAAAAUGACAACCAGGUUGAAAAAACAUGAAAAUACAUGGUGAUAAUGUAAAAUCUAUUUUCUGGUUCAGUUUGUAUUUGUCCCUAUACUUUAAUUUACAUAAUUUAAGGAUAACUUUGAUAUAAAUAUUUCUUACAGCCAUGAAUACAAGAUUGGUAACAUUCAUUCGAUAAAACAUAGAGCAGUAUGUAUUAACUUAGAUCACAGUUUUAAACAGAUGCUCACAUGAAAAUUCAAUGUGCAUGAGUUUGGAUUGUUUGGAAUUCCUUUGCUGAACCUCCAAACUGCCUUCAUGUAGUUAAACAUGUCUCCAUCAACACACUCAGACUGAAAUAAAAUUGAAAAUAAAUCAUGCUUUCAAUCACAACUGUCUUUUUUAGCAUUAAUCAUCACAAUCUCUUUUGAAAAACAGAUACAAAAUGGGUAUUCAUUGUACUGUUAUGAUGUGCUUGAACCUAGCCAAAAGGAUAUGCUUAGAACUUUUAAUUUCCAGAUUCAAAAAUGUCUUAAAUGCACCUAAAGCAUUGAGGACAGAAGUGUUGAGCCCUGAAAUUCAGUUGUUUGUUGCUACAAAAUGCAUGAGACUCUACACUGUUAGGUCCUUCAAGAAAAAAGACUCAUAAAGUUAAAGUCAUAAAGUUAGGCAGCUAUUUUCAGUUAUUGAUGACCUUUCUGCCUCCUCUUGAAAUAUAGCUUUGUUUGUUAAUUAUCUUAGGGGAUGGGGCAACCAUCCCCCAAGAAUGCCAAAGCAGAGGUAAAGGGGGG
This is a messenger RNA of Rhopilema esculentum, 4387 nucleotides long. RefSeq names its product beta-secretase 2. Gene Ontology annotation, biological process: amyloid-beta metabolic process; membrane protein ectodomain proteolysis. Gene Ontology annotation, cellular component: plasma membrane; trans-Golgi network; endosome. The record is from RefSeq and is a predicted model, not a curated record. Gene Ontology annotation, molecular function: aspartic-type endopeptidase activity. NCBI's taxonomy places the organism in Eukaryota, Metazoa, Cnidaria, Scyphozoa, Rhizostomeae, Rhizostomatidae.